This is a messenger RNA of Lactuca virosa, 1187 nucleotides long. Lineage: Eukaryota; Viridiplantae; Streptophyta; Magnoliopsida; Asterales; Asteraceae. The record is from the annotation of a GenBank genome assembly.
UGAAAACACUUUCCCCAAUUUUGCAUAUAUCAAAAUUCCUAGGGUUUACAAUUUCUAAUUUGUAGCUUUCAGCGUUGAACUUUCCGCCCCUUUUAUACUACCAACAAAUUUCUUGAAUUCUUCACAUGCACCCUGCUAUAGUUUCAAUAUAAAAUUCAAUAUGUAAGCUGGUAUAUUACUUGAACACAAUCUCUCUUUUAAUGAAUUUCAAUUUCAAGAGAAAGUCUUAGAGAGAGAAAGUAGAGAGAGACAGAGAGAGAAAGUAAUGGGCGAUGAAAAAUCUCCGAGUAGCAGAGAUCGAGAGCUGCUUAUACCUGUCGCCAAUACAGCUGACGAUGACGACGACGCGUCUUCAAAACCCUCACCUUCUUCCAAUUCGUCGUCUCAUCACGCCGGCCGUGAGACUUUCAUCAAAGUUGUCAGAAGUUGGGCUUCUAAAAAGUUCAUGACCGGAUGUGUGAUCCUAUUACCAAUAGCUAUAACUUUCUACAUAACAUGGUGGUUUAUACAUUUUGUGGAUGGAUUUUUCUCUCCAAUUUAUGUGCAACUCGGCAUAGAUAUAUUUGGUGUUGGAUUUAUAACAUCCAUCAUGUUCAUAUUUUUGGUUGGAGUGUUCAUGUCAUCAUGGUUGGGUGCAUCUGUUUUAAGCCUUGGAGAAUGGUUCAUCAAACGAAUGCCUUUUGUUCGUCAUAUCUACAAUGCAUCCAAACAAAUUAGUGCUGCAAUUUCUCCAGAUCAAAACACACAAGCAUUUAAAGAAGUGGCAAUCAUUAGGCAUCCCCGUAUUGGUGAAUAUGCAUUUGGUUUCAUUACUUCAUCUGUCACUCUCCAGAAUUAUUCAGGGGAAGAAGAGCUAUAUUCGGUAUAUGUUCCAACAAAUCAUCUUUACAUUGGUGAUAUCUUUUUGGUCAAUUCAAAGGAUGUUAUCAGACCCAACUUAUCUGUUCGUGAAGGAAUCGAAAUUGUGGUGUCUGGGGGCAUGUCAAUGCCACAAAUAUUAUCGACACUGGAUUCAAGUGUUAAUGUGGAGAGACCUAGAAACAACAGAGGCUAAACAUAAACAGACAUUGAUUCAUAUUAUGUGAUAGUGGUUAGGACUUAUAAUUCUUGUUGUUUGUUAUUAUAUACAUAUAUGUAGCUUCAAAUGGAGAACUAAAAAGCCAAAGAUUAUGUAGAUAAAAGCUAGA